Molecule: messenger RNA, 1289 nt
Organism: Sphaeroforma arctica JP610
Lineage: Eukaryota; Ichthyosporea; Ichthyophonida
Exons: 1
Coding region: 508-1038 (176 amino acids)
Source: RefSeq, a predicted model, not a curated record
AUAUAUAUCUAAAUAUCAAUCUAUAUAUAUAUAUAUAUGUAUAUGUAUACAUGUAUGUGUGUGUCUAUAUACAUAUAUAUAUUUAAUUUAUAUUCAUAUUUAUAUAUAUAUAUAUAUAUAUAUUUAUUUAUUUAUUUAUAUUUAAAGUAUUUAUAUAUAUAUAUCUCGCCGGAGUCAUGCUGAACACUUCACAGAACAAACUCUUAAAGGGCAGAACUCUCAUUUUACCGCUCUUCAACAGGCAAAUUCCGCACAUUGGUAACUGAUCUUCAGCCUUAUAUCGAUGACAAUGAGAGGUAUGGUCUUUCCGUUGUAUCUCGUGCGCUUUUCUUUGGAAAUAUCAUUCACAAGCCUUCGGGGAAGCGAGUACGCUGGGAUCCGCAGGAGCAAGCCAUCCCUUGCAGUAAACGGGCAUGGGGAGCAAUAUCGGCGAAUGACCACUUCUUGGAGAUUGUCGAGAAAAACACAACUAGUGGGGUGUUUUCGAUCGAUCUUGGCACAGGAUCAAUGGUAGAUUUAGCUGGUCCUUGGCCCGUAGAAGUUUCGAUAAACGAUGAACCGGUCGUAGACUUUGAGUUUGGGUGCGAUUCCGACUGCGAUGAUGAAUGCGAGUGCGAAAGCCCAGUAAUCGACCAGGAAGACCAGUUGCCGAGUGUGACUGACAAGGGCGAUGCGGAUGGUAUCUUGCUAUCCGAUGUAGAUACUCGGCCUCUGCCUAAGUCACCCCGUCACAGCUUGCGAACCUCUCCGAUGCCAUCGCCACAGAACAGUAGCUCGGAUCUUAAUGUGCACAAUGUGGACUCUAAAAGGAGCCUCGACAAUUGCACGAGCCAUUUCGAGCACGGUGUCGCACGAGCGGCGUCGCAUGACUAUGGGAGCCACCUCACUGCGAUUCUAAGUCCUAAACGCAGCUUAUCUUCAGCUGGAACUUCAGGCGAGACUAGUCCGAUCAGUAAGGGUGGCCAAAGAAGUCCUUUGAGCAAUCCGUCGGCGACUAAUCCGAAUGUGCGGCGACAACGAAGGAGUUUCAAUGCUUGAGCACACAAUUUUUUCUCAUCACUUACCACAAGUAAGCGAGCUGAUCUACUCGGCUGUGUUAUUUGAAUUUGCAUAUACUCGCCAGAGUUAAAACGCCGUUCGCCCGUUACCAUAUUUACAUCAAUGUGUAAACUGUGGCCUUUCGACGCCAGAGUGCUUGAAGUGGUAGCUCACGUCUGAAUGAAGCGUAACACCAUAUAUUUUAUACGAGGUAUAUUUUGAUGGCGCAGUUGGUAUGUAGGCGUAGGAAC